Molecule: messenger RNA, 5604 nt
Organism: Aethina tumida (small hive beetle)
Lineage: Eukaryota; Metazoa; Arthropoda; Insecta; Coleoptera; Nitidulidae
Gene: gig
Product: tuberin
Exons: 15
Coding region: 141-5528 (1795 amino acids)
Biological process (GO): positive regulation of GTPase activity; regulation of small GTPase mediated signal transduction; negative regulation of insulin receptor signaling pathway
Cellular component (GO): nucleus; TSC1-TSC2 complex; cytoplasm
Molecular function (GO): GTPase activator activity
Source: RefSeq, a predicted model, not a curated record
UUUUUUAUUCAACAUUGUUUUAUUUUGUUUUUUUUAUUUUAAAAUUUCUGCGAUAUGCGUAAAGGUCGGUUUAUACAUCAACGUUAGAAUUAUGUCAUUGCACUUUUAAUGGAAACAGUGUAUUAAUUUAAAAUACCAUAAUGAGUUCUAAGGAUAAGGACAGCAAAAGUUUUCAAGAAAAAGUAAAAGAAUAUUUUAAAAGAGAAAGAUCAAAAAAUACUCAAGUAUUUUCUACUGGAAGAGCUGAAUAUCAAAUACCUGACGAGAAGAUAAAAGAUUUGGGAAAAGACUCUCACAUAACUAGAAGGUUGAAUACACUUAGAGAUUUGCAAACAGGCAUUAGUGAACGUAAAUUAGAAACUGAGACUAUUGCAAAAAUAUGGUCAGCAAUAGAGGACUUAUUGACUACAGAUUACAGUGCAGAAAUAAGGCAUGUUGUAUUUGCAUUCUUGCAAAAGCUGAUCAAAGGUCAGAGCGACAAGCUGCAAUUAAUGCGCGCAAAGUUCUUUCAAUUUAUAAAAAACCACGAUAACCCAGAAGAUACUGGCCAAAGACUAGAUGUCCUCAAUUGUCUGACCUCCAAUGGCAAAGAGAUUGUGUAUUUUGAGGAGGAAGUGGGACCGUUCCUGUUGAAUUGGUUUCCCGACAUUAUGCGAGCUGGCAAAGUGCUCGAGUAUUUGAGCCUGAUCGACACCGUCAUUAGAUAUAACGCGGCUUAUCUGUCUGAUGAGAUCAACUCCGGAUUCAUCAAUCACAUAUGCCUGUUGUGCACGAGGGCCAAUCGCGACACCGUUAUGUCCUGUCUCAGAAUCAUGACGACGUUAGUGGCUUAUAGUAAUUUGUCCCGAGAAUCGUUACCGAAGUUCAUAGGAGCGUUGUGUCGGACAGUGAUCUGCGAGAGUUACGCACACGAAAGCUGGAAGACCAUGAAGAAUUUACUGGGUACUCAUAUGGGCCAUUAUGCAUUGUACACGAUGUGUAGAAUCUUGCAGGAGCCUAGUCUGCAAUGCGACGUUGACCUACUGAGGGGCGCCGUGUUUUACAUUCACAUGGCCCUUUGGGGCGAUCAGAAGUUAAUAAAUUUGCACUGCCCGCCCAGUUCAGUUUUGCCUUCAAUACUUCAGGCGGUUAAGUCUAAUCAACCGACCGUGGCGUACGAAUGUGUCCAGGGGAUUUACCGGCUCGUCAACCAGUUCGGCUACGAAUUGUUCGAUCCGUCGUGGUCGAUGAUUCUCGAAAUCCUUCUCUGCACGUGCAAACUAACCGCAACCGCACCCAGUCACGUCUCCCGUCUGUUAACAGAAGAAGUCCACACUACAAUCAACGUGAUCGAGUAUCUGAUUGAUACUGACAAGUACACCGGAUCAAUUAGGCAAUUUUACUGUUUGAUUGAAGAGUGUGCCGAACAAAGGCCCGAGUCGAGUGUCCUGAAAUUGAUAACUUAUAUGACAGACAGGAUUUGUCCACCUGAAGAUCACUGGUUGGAUAAUUUAGAUCUAAUGAUGGCACGCUACUUUCUUCCAAACGUGCGCACUAAAAUCCGACUCAAGGUUCUCGACUCACUCACAAAUAUCAUCCAGUUGUACUGUUCGGAGUACAAGGAGGAAGUAAUUGACAAGAUUAUUUUGCCUCAUAUGGCUCACAUCGCCGACGAUUCAGAUGUGAACGUCCGGACAUCUGUUGCUGAACUUAUGAUAGAACUGUGCAUGGAUUAUGAGUCCAACAAAUGUUUGGAAAUGCUCAAUAUUUUAGACAAAUUGUUGUUGCGGCCUUUUAAUUUGGAAGGUAUGAGUUCAGAAGUAGAUUUUACGGACACAGUUACGUUGGUCAAAGGACUAAUAAGAUUAUUCAUGAACAAAAUUUAUAAAUUACCAUCGACUAUCCCGAUUAAAAUCUACGACAUGCUUGUCGAAUUCUUGGUGAUGCACUACAGCAAACCUAAAAUCUUCGCCAAUUCUAAUCAGUGCAGAUAUAUGAUUUUCAAUUGUUUCUUAAAAAUGCGCGCAGACGAGCACUACCUUCUAGGAUGUCCUGAUACGAACGGCAAGUACCGUUUUAGCAAGUAUUUGCGAGUUUGGUACCCAAAUUACCUAUACGAGCCUCCGUCUGCUUCUCCCGCUCAUUCGCCCCCAGUUAUAAAUGACGAUUCCAAUUGCACAACCACCAACGUAUCCUUGAAACCCGCCUUUAAGACUUUCAUCACUUGCUUGAGGUACGAAAAGGACUGGAAGGUGCUCGGAUUAGUGUUGACCGAAAUGCCCAAAGCGUUGCAGAAUAAAAGUAUUAUACUCUCUAAACAGGGAAAUCCUGAUUUGUAUCUGUUAGUGGACGCAUUGUGUAACAUGAUCUCGGAUAAAACGAUGAAUUUGCCAGACUCGCUGACAGUGAAAGUGAAUAAGUCGGAUUUCCAGGCGGCCGUGCUGGCCGCCCUUGUAAGUUUAGCUUCAUAUCACUCGUGUCUCGAGCCCACGCACCAACAGAAAAUGAUUCGUUGCCUGAUGCGCUGCAUACAAACGGUGCCAAGAGGCUCGAAUCCCUGCAUUGCCGCACUUACGAUCUGCACGCUGGAGAUGCGUGAAGCUAUGGUCAAAAUGUUGCCCGAGGUUUUGCUAAACAUGUCGAAGAUUUCGGCGACUAUUUACAUUGCGAUACCCGUCUUAGAGUUUCUAUCCAUUUUGACACAGUUGCCGAUGGUAUUUGCUAAUUUCGUGGCGGACCAGUAUAUGGCAGUGUUUGCUAUUGCCCUUCCAUACACCAAUCCGUUUAAAUACAACCACUAUACGGUCUCACUGGCCCAUCACGUGAUCGCCGUCUGGUUCCUGAAGUGUCGACUUCCGUUCCGUAAGGAAUUCGUCAGGUUUAUUACGAAUGGUCUUCAGACGAAUGUUCUGGUGCCAUUCGAGGAGACGCAACCGCUGCUCAAGUCCGAGUUGAGCGCUCUGAACGAGGACAGCUCGGACCGGAAGCGGUCCGCGAGCCUGACGGAACAGGGCUCGAGACGCAGGACGCAGACGAUGCCGUCGAACAAAGGGGCGAGCGGUGCGACUGGCUCGACUGCCGCCUUCCAUCAUAGACCGACACCGAUCGAUCGUUCAGACAAGAUGCUCGUACAGUUCUAUGAGGAGUUGACUGAAACAUGCCUCGAUCUGAUGGCCCGGUACGCAUUCUCGCCCUGUAGCGCACUACCCAGAAGAUUACCCACGGCAGAGUUCCUGUUAAACGGCGGCCAAAGUAUGACGUGGCUCGUCGGCAACAAGCUUGUCACUGUUACAACAUCCGGCUGUUCACAAAAAGUUCUCAAACACGGUAUGUGUGAUAAGUGUUGGACGCUGUGCCGUGAGCACAGCAAACUAUGUGAGCAACGCAGCGGCGACAAUGGCCAAGAAUCAGGCUGGAUGGCACGGCAAAACUCCAACGAUAAAGGGGCGGCUUUGAACUCGCCGGUUGCGGACGAUUCCAAGAGGUUAAGUGACGGUGGGCGAAGUGAUGUGCUUACCAGUCAGUUGCAGCAAUUGGUUGGCAAUGAUGGCAUAGUAGAGAAGCCGAUUUGCGCCUGUUGGUGUCAAGGAUGGGCCGAGGUUUAUGUUAGGAGACCAACAGGUGACAUGUCGUGGGUGAUGCGAAUUCAGAAUCAGAUCUCUUUCCAACAAUCUAUGUAUGACUUUCCUUUGAACGAAAUGUCGACCGUAUUCAUGCCUUCCUUAAGUUUGGAUUCACCCUCGGCGUCAUUGCCACGUCAAGGCACAUCUGAGGAAGAGGAAGAACAACAACCGCAACCACGAGACAACAUUCCCGUCAGUAAUCCCAUCACUGUUCCAGACUCGCCUUCGAAACAAGCACCGUCUAGGCAGAAUUCCCGAGACAGCAUCGACGAGGACGAUGAAUACGUAUAUGACGACGGAACCAGGACUAGAAAUCCGGUUCGGAGAUCCAAUUCUAGUCCUGAAAUGUCAGCUAACUGGAAGAAUCCUUUCAUGCAACCAAGCGAUGAUAAUAAAGCGGGUGACGAGGAUACCGUUAAGAAAAAUAAGAUGUAUUCGAAAGACAUGAGGGUAAGUUGUGAAGCAAUACCCGAAGAAAUGGGAGGAACAGGUACCACACCACCUUCUAACGAGCCCUUACGUCCCCCACAACAAGCCACAACGCACCAUCCUUCUUUGUUAAGCAGCUACAGCUACCCCGGUUCGUCUCCACCAAAGGAACCGCUGGAACCUAAGCCAUAUCAAACUGUACCCCCAUCGCCCAACAUUAACACCAUCCAACCGGAUUUCCAGAGAAUGGCAAUCAAAACCUACAAAAGCACUUCUUCUGGUAGUUUAAGUUCGGAGAAAUCCGGCGAACGUCCUUCGAACUUGCCGAAUUUGGGAGGUUUGAAUUUGGCCCCGCUCAGCGGAAAACCGCCCCAAAGUCCAACGCAGACGUCCCCCCGUCCUGUGAGACAUCCCAUAAGAUGUGAGGAUCACGAAAUACAAAAAAGUGCUUCCUCGUCAGUACUGGAGAAGAAUUCAUUGGCGAAAGAUAGGAAAGGCGUCGGCACUAGUAUAACGGACCAGGCGAUAAAAAGGGAUCGUACCCACACGAUAUCGGUUAUGAGUCCGGCAAAUAGGAAACCAAGGACGGAACAAAUUAGACCCAACAUCACGCGCACCAAAGAACCACCGAAAAACGGCAUUAAUCCGAGUUUCGUGUUUCUGCAGCUCUAUCACUCCGCAUAUUUCGGCACUAAGACUUCGGAGCGCCCGUUGCUGGUUGGCACUGGGGAUAUGGUGCAAAGAGCCGUACGGAUUUUGGAUAGUAUUCAGCCCUACGAAACGCAUAAUAUUGGGGUGCUGUAUGUGAAGGAGGACCAAGUUAACAGCGAAGUGGAAAUUUUAAAAAAUAGGUUCGGAUCGCUGCGGUAUCUUCAGUUCUUAAAAAAUCUAGGCAGUUUGAUUAAACUUUCUGACGUUGACUCACAAGUGGUUUAUAUUGGUGGCUUGGAACAAAACGGAAACGACGGUCAGUUCGCCUAUAUAUGGCAGGACGACGUAAUCCGCGUAACCUUCCACGUAACAACGAUGAUGCCAAACAAAGAAACUGAUCCCAAUUGCAACAAUAAAAAGUUACACAUUGGCAACAAUUUCGUGACCAUCAUCUACAAUGAGAGCGGUGAAGAAUAUAACAUUAACACCAUCAAGAGCCAGUUCAAUUUCGCUGCUAUUAUAAUCCAACCGCUCGACCACAACACCAAUAAAGUUACGGUGAAGGUGAAAGACGAACUGAAGGAUUUGAUUUCCAUUAGCGAAACCAAGCUGGUGUCGGAUCAGAACGUUGCAAUUUUGGCUCGACAGCUGGCACUACACUGCAAUUUGGCUUCUAGGGUUGUGACAUCGCUCAAGCAACAGCACAACACUCCAUACGCAUCAAAUUGGUUAGAAAGACUGAGGAAGAUCAAGAACGUUCGUACUAAAGUACUCGUCGAUCCCACUGAACCGCCCAGUACUUCUGCUUCAAAAAAGCAGAUGGAGGAUUUUACUGAUUAUACAUAAUCUUGAUUUCGACUAUUAUUAUAUUAUAUUGUUAUGACGAUUUAAAUAAUCAUUAUAUUCUUAUUUAAUCAAUGAA